Portunus trituberculatus (swimming crab) is the source of this 1257-nucleotide messenger RNA. RefSeq names its product proline-rich protein 36-like. The transcript is spliced from 2 exons. The record is from RefSeq and is a predicted model, not a curated record. NCBI's taxonomy places the organism in Eukaryota, Metazoa, Arthropoda, Malacostraca, Decapoda, Portunidae. The coding region runs from base 1 to 1257 and encodes 418 amino acids.
AUGCCCCACGCCAAAGAGGGGUUGGGGUCGGGCCUGCCGGUGGUGGGCUCGAUCCUGGCUGCCCGUCGCACCGCGCAGCACGUGGCCUGCCUGCAGGCCACGAGGGCCACCCUGCAGCAGCAGCACAUGCAGUUCACCGCCCGAUGUCUGGUGUGGUGGGUAGCGGGGGUCCUGCUGGCCGUGCUGCAGCGCCUCCUGUGGCCAAGGCUGAGGCAGCCACGCGUGCCACGCCCUGCUGGCCCUGACGUGCCUGAGCGGCCACAGACAGGUCAGUCCAAUCUGAUCCUGUAUGGCGCAGUGUCCCCGCAGCAGGUGUGCGCAGCAAUGAGGUGCGCGUGGCACUACCACAUGCUGAUGGGACUCCACCGGCACCUCCACAGGCCACACACCAAGGUCCUCCCCUCCACCACUGGCCUCCAGCAUCGCCUCGACCCAAGCUCAAUCACCGACAGUGCUCAAGGUCCCGCCGUCUUCAAGUGUUCUGCAGAGAAUUUCAUGCCAUAUGUUGCCGCAGCUCUCUCGCAGACUGCCAUCUUCCCCCCGUCACAACGACUCCUCCCCAUCGCUGCCUCCCCACCUGACAUGCCCCAUCCUCUCCCCGUCCCUUCACCAACACCCAUCUCUCGGCCUCAGGAGUCUCCUCCCCAGACUCCUCCAUCAAAAUUAUCCGGUCACACUCCCCCAUACUCGGACCUUCCCCACCCGAGUCCCACACUCGCCCCGCCUCUCCACCAGACUUUUCCUCCCUCAUGCCGCACUACACACUUUGUCCCAACCAUCCAAGACGUGGCCACCAACACCGGCCUCCCAGGACCUUCAGUCCCCGAUUCCAGCGUCCCCCAAACACCCAUCGUCCCCCACGUUAUCACCACUACAACCCCCGUCCUCCUUACCAACACUGGUCCCCACAUCAACACCAACCUCCUUACCAUUCACGUACACAGUAUCCCCACCGUCCCCCACACCACCCACGGCCCCCACACCAGCAGAAGACACGCACAAACCACUACUACAGAGGCGCCCCUCACAGUGCCAACCCGCCUCGACACUCCGGCCACUGGCACAGCGACGCCCCUUACCGCACCAACACACAGGGCGGCCCGACUCACAGGGAGCCCUGGAACACACAGCGCCAUCCCCGCGCCGGCCCGCACAACACACAAGAAAGCCGGGGACGGCCCAGCCAGAGGAGGAACGCCCCUCGUCCCCCGCGUGAGUGAGGCCGCCUCUCCUCAUACGGCUGCCAUGGCUCCGUAA